AUGGCAGCAAUUUCAUUCUCUCACAACCACCAAUCCUCCGACAACCGCCGUGGUGUAUCCCAUCACCACCGUCACGGCCCCGUGGUAGAAGAAAUCGAUGGACUCAUCAAAGUUUUCAACGACGGUUGCGUGGAGAGACCUCCCAUAGUCCCCACCGUCUCAGCCUCCGUCCACCCAUCUGCUAAAGUCACAGCCUUUGACAUCAAACUCUCCAACGACACGUCAGCACGCGUCUACAUACCCGACGCCUCCGUUACUCUCCCUCUCCUCGUUUACUUCCACGGCGGUGGUUUCUGCGUUGGCUCCGCCGCUUGGAGUUGCUACCACGACUUCUUGACUAGUCUCGCGGUUAAAGCCCGUUGCGUCGUCGUUUCGGUUAAUUACCGUUUAGCCCCUGAACACCGGCUCCCGGCGGCGUACGACGACGGCGUCAACGUUGUCUCGUGGUUAAUGAAGCAACAAAUAUCCAACGGAGGAUAUUCUUGGGUGAGCAAAUGUAAUCUCUCAAACGUUUUCUUGGGCGGAGAUAGCGCCGGAGCCAACAUAGCUUACCAAGUCGCCGUGAGAAUCACCGCCGGUGACAAAUCCGUAAAUACCUUAAACCUAAAGGGCGUUAUUCUAAUCCACCCUUUCUUCGGCGGCGAAUCAAGAACGUCCUCGGAGAGACAGCAACAGCAUCACUCCAAGUCAUCGGCUUUGACUCUGUCCGCUUCCGACACGUACUGGCGUUUGGCUCUGCCACGUGGCGCGAACAGGGACCAUCCUUGGUGUAACCCUCUGGUCAGCUCAUCGGCGGGUUUUCUCCGAGCAGCGAAGUUACCGACGACGAUGAUGUUUAUGGCGGAGCUUGAUAUAUUGAAAGAUAGGAACGUGGAGAUGUGUAAAGUGAUGAGAAGCCAUGGGAAGAGAGUUGAAGGUAUUGUUCAUGGAGGAGUUGGUCACGCUUUUCAUAUUCUCGACAACUCUCCGGUGGCACGUGAUCGAAUCCACGACAUGAUGUGUCGUCUUCACAACUUCAUACAUCCAUUAUAA
Microthlaspi erraticum is the source of this 1032-nucleotide messenger RNA. The record is from the annotation of a GenBank genome assembly. Lineage: Eukaryota; Viridiplantae; Streptophyta; Magnoliopsida; Brassicales; Brassicaceae.